Salvia hispanica is the source of this 1623-nucleotide messenger RNA. It is a transcript of the gene CYP707A2, whose product is annotated as cytochrome P450, family 707, subfamily A, polypeptide 2. Gene Ontology annotation, molecular function: heme binding; monooxygenase activity; oxidoreductase activity, acting on paired donors, with incorporation or reduction of molecular oxygen. Gene Ontology annotation, biological process: sterol metabolic process. NCBI's taxonomy places the organism in Eukaryota, Viridiplantae, Streptophyta, Magnoliopsida, Lamiales, Lamiaceae. The record is from RefSeq and is a predicted model, not a curated record.
GGCGCUUGGUGCGUAACAAUUUCUCAACACGCAAUUUGAAAAGAAAAAAAUGAUGAUACUGAUGGUGGUGUUGGCUCUUGCAGCGGCGGGUCUCCUCUUCCGAUGGUGUGAGCAAGGCCGCAACCGCCGUCUACCUCCCGGUUCCAUGGGGUGGCCUUACAUCGGAGAAACCCUGAAACUCUACACUCAAAAUCCCAACACCUUCUUCUCCACUCGCCGCAAAAGGUAUGGUAAUAUAUUCAAGAGUCACAUAUUGGGGUGCCCCUGUGUGAUGAUAUCAAGCCCAGAAGCGGCCAAGAUGGUUUUGGCGAGCAAAGCUCAUCUCUUCAAGCCAACCUACCCACAAAGUAAAGAGAGAUUGAUAGGACCGGCGGCGCUCUUCUUCCACCAAGGCCACUACCACUCUCUGCUCAAGAGAUUGGUCGCCGCCUCAUUCUCUCCCUCCGCCAUCCGAGCCUCCGUCGCCUCCGUUCACACCAUUGCUCUCAAACUUCUCUCCAGCUGGGAACAUGCCACCAGCCCCAUAUGCACCUUGCAACAGAUGAAAAAGUAUGCGUUUGAGGUGGCGAUGGUAUCGGUGUUUGGAGGGGAGGCGGAGGCGGAAACGGAAGGGAUAAGGUGUUUGUAUGGGGAAUUGGAGAAAGGGUACAACUCGAUGGCGGUGGAUAUUCCGGGAAGUCCGUUUUACAAGGCGAUGAGGGUGAGGAAAGCGUUGAAUGAGAGGUUGAUGAAGAUAAUUGAGAGGAGAAGAGGAAAUGGAGGGGGAGGUGGAUUGCUGGGGAAUAUGCUGAGAGUGGAGUUGGGUGAAUUGGCUGAUUCUCAAAUAGCUGAUAACAUAAUCGGAGUCAUUUUCGCAGCUCAUGAUACCACAGCCACUGUGCUGACGUGGCUCCUCAAGUAUUUGCACGACAAUCCCAAUCUCCUCCAAGCUGUUGCGGCGGAGCAAGAGGGUAUUGCACGCAAACUACAACUAGAGGGAGACCGGGGGCUUACGUGGGAUGACACCCGAGACAUGUCGCUCACUACCAGGGUGAUACAAGAAACGCUUAGAAGUGCAAGUAUAGUUUCAUUCACAUUCAGAGAGGCGGUUGAAGAUGUGGAGUUGGAAGGGUAUGUGAUCCCCAAAGGAUGGAAAGUGCUUCCUCUCUUCAGAAGCAUCCACCACACUUCAGAUUUCUUUCCCCACCCACAUAAAUUCGACCCUUCUAGAUUUGAGGUAUCUCCUAGGCCAUACACAUACAUGCCCUUCGGAAAUGGGGUACAUUCAUGUCCCGGCAGUGAGUUUGCUAAGCUUGAGAUGCUAGUCCUCCUCCACCACCUCAUUACUACUUACAGAUGGAGAGUGAUUGGGGAAGAGGAUGCAAUACAGUAUGGGCCUUUUCCAGUGCCUAAAGGAGGACUGCUUAUUCACGUCACGCAUCGGAGUCGGAGACGGGAAAAUAUCUCUACCAGCAUCUCAUCAAUCACCCAAUAAAUUAAAAAUAGUAGUAAUUCAGAGGGAAAAAAGUGGGAACAAAAUGUAUCCCGCGUGUAUUCCUUCAUUAAGAUCACAUCAUGUUUUUGUUAUCUUCGUUGUCACAUACGUGUCGUUCAAUUUCAUUGGUAUCAUGUGGAUUCAAUUGA